Phaeodactylum tricornutum CCAP 1055/1 is the source of this 1753-nucleotide messenger RNA. RefSeq lists its product with no specific name. Lineage: Eukaryota; Bacillariophyta; Bacillariophyceae; Surirellales; Neidiaceae. The transcript is spliced from 2 exons. Bases 264 to 1628 code for a protein of 454 amino acids. The record is from RefSeq and is a predicted model, not a curated record. Gene Ontology annotation, biological process: regulation of DNA-templated transcription. Gene Ontology annotation, molecular function: sequence-specific DNA binding; DNA-binding transcription factor activity.
ACUUACAGUUGCCUAACCAUCUCGAAGGAACAACCGCCCCCAUCCAUUCCCUCGCAAGAGUCUCCAGACACUCUCGAGUGCAUGCCUGCAUGCCUGUGCUAGUAACGUAUUCGUAAAGAGUACUCUGUAGUUCGUUUCGCUAACGAAACGUACCGCGCGUGCUUGCUCUCUCUCGAUCUGCAAUUGCUUGAUUGUUGCGAGGGACUCCCGACCGACGGGGUGUCCCCGAGCUUGGUAUUUGUUUGACAAGAGUCGUACCCAUCAUGAGCGACGAAGAGCAACAUCCUCCCCACGCUCCGGCACACCACGGUUCUACCGCGACGAAUGCAUCGAGUGGUGCGUCACGACGCACGGACGCCGUCCCCCUGGCGGCCAACACUGCGUACUGGAACAAUCCUCCCACGGCCGUUGCCACCAACAAUGCGAGACUCGGAAUUGGGCGCGAGCCACCACAAUCACCGGCGGCUGGGGCGGGUGCUUCUGCGGCGGUGGAUUCCACGAGGCACAGAGGACGUUCCGCUCCGAUUGUGACGAGGGAUAUACCCUCGUCGCCACUCGUGACUCCUCCCGGAGCCCGCCAUCGACAAGGACCCGACAGUUUGGCAGCGGUCCGUACGGAAGCGGCCAUCACCAACGCGCAGGCUCCUUUUCAUCGCCGACAGCCUACCACGGAAGAUGCCGUGCAUGAUCCCACGCGUGGAGAGGACGAAGGUACGCUUACCGAUGCGGGAAAGAAAAUACCGAAACAGGGUGUACCGCACGUAUAUCACGAUUUCGCACAAGUGCGGCCCGACGCGGAUCCCAUGAUGAUCGUCCGGAAAAAGACUGGAGGAGUCACUCAGCCAUUUCCCGAAAAGCUACACGAAAUGCUGGAUUCGGAAACUUCUCCAGCAGCGCAAGCCGUUGUCUCCUGGCUUCCCCACGGGAGAGCCUUUGUGGUUCGGAAGCCCAAGGAAUUUACCUCCAAGAUUAUGCCAACCUACUUCCGCCAAACCAAGUUGACUAGCUUUCAGCGUCAAUUGAAUUUAUACGGCUUUCGUCGGAUCACCCAGGGAGCCGAUGCUGGUGCUUACUACCAUGAACUCUUUUUGAGGGGACGGCCUUCUCUUAGUCAACGCAUGGUCCGACAAAAAGUGAAAGGUACCGGUCACAAGCAACCCGCGGAUGCGUCGAGCGAACCGAACUUAUACGCACUCCCAGCCGUACACCCAGAGUUUACAGUUGACGAUGGCAAUCCCGUGAGCGCUGGAGCGAUCACUGCGUCCCACGUGACGGGGCAGGUGCCCGGUGUUUACUCGAGUACAAGUCCACGAUUUACUACGGCUCCUCCCGCUGUGCAACUGGACUCCAGUUUGGUGGCCUCGCCGAGUCUUCACGGAGCAGCGCACUUACUGCACGGGAUUUCGACCGGUUUGCACCCUCGGCACGCAUUGCCACCAACACCCUUUUCCGGGCAAACUCCGUCUACCAUGCCAGGAUUCGGAGCCAACAAUGACGGCAAUACUGACAAUAGCAACACAAGGGGGACAGCCAGUAACGAAAGUAGCAGCAAUGGUCGAUACCGACGACAAUCUCGACAUUACAACCCAGCGAGCUUUCUCCAGCCAUCCGCUACGGAUCAGGUCUAAUGCCGUCAGGGUUUGGGAAUCAUCGAACCAAGUUCGUGACUUUUUUUUGCAUAGUAUGCAUCCGCAAGCUAAUUCAUCAAUUGUAUAGUGUUUCUGGGAUCAGAUUUAGAAAGGCGUCAGCAGAU